This is a messenger RNA of Seminavis robusta, 504 nucleotides long. NCBI's taxonomy places the organism in Eukaryota, Bacillariophyta, Bacillariophyceae, Naviculales, Naviculaceae. The record is from the annotation of a GenBank genome assembly.
AUGAGAUCUAUUUUGUGUUUCCUGCUUCUUUCCGUGUUCGCGGCGUCUGUGUCUGCGGAAGACGUGGUGAUUGAUUUCCGUGCCGGUGCUACCAAGUUGGGUGUGUUUUACCAAGGCAACCAAGAAGACACGACUUUGGAUUUGGAAGUGGACGCCUUCAAGGGCUUCGUGGAACCCUACGGUCACAACACGCAGUACAUGAAGACGGGAGAAGCAUUCGUGGUCCGCUCCACCGAUUUCAAGUUGCGCGUCAAGGUCAUUGUCUGGGCCAACACGGAUUACACGUCCAAAGACGAACGCCCCUACAAGAUUACACUCAAAAAUCUACUCAUGGACGAAGCCGUGGAACUCAAACUCAGUGAUAAGGGAGGAUACCAAUGGAUCGAAGAAGGAAUCUACGUCACUCACAUGACCGAUGUCCAACACGACUUUGAAUUCCGUGAUCAUGCCGGAGAAACCAUGCUUGCCGUUCGACUCUUUCAUGCCGCCGAACAAGAUCUCUAA